Molecule: messenger RNA, 4143 nt
Organism: Piliocolobus tephrosceles (Ugandan red Colobus)
Lineage: Eukaryota; Metazoa; Chordata; Mammalia; Primates; Cercopithecidae
Gene: PPP1R3E
Product: protein phosphatase 1 regulatory subunit 3E
Exons: 2
Coding region: 272-1111 (279 amino acids)
Biological process (GO): regulation of glycogen biosynthetic process
Cellular component (GO): protein phosphatase type 1 complex
Molecular function (GO): glycogen binding; protein phosphatase 1 binding
Source: RefSeq, a predicted model, not a curated record
GCGCACGCUCAGAGCAGACCGCUAGCAGGAGGGAGGAUGUGACUAAGACCCUGGAAGCUGAUGGCCAGAGGGAGGGAAAGGUAGUCACAGAGGAGAGGCAAAGCAACGGGAGGUGGUGGAUCCUGGAGGUGACUGCAAGGAGAGUACGCAGUGGCGAGGGGCUGCAGAAGCGGACCCAGCGACUUCUGCGCCGACGCGGGGCGGGCGGGAGAGAGGAAGAGAGGGGAGCGCGGUGGCGCUGCGGGCUGGCCCAGCCGGGGAGGGGGCUGCCAUGUCCCGUGAGCGGCCCCCGGGCACCGACAUUCCCCGCAACCUGAGCUUUAUUGCCGCGCUAACGGAGCGCGCCUACUACCGUAGCCAGCGGCCCAGCCUCGAGGAGGAGCCGGAGGAGGAGCCAGGCGAGGGCGGGACGCGGUUCGGGGCACGAUCCCGCGCUCACGCACCUAGUCGGGGCCGCCGGGCCCGCUCAGCACCAGCCGGAGGCUGCGGGGCUCGGGCGCCCCGCAGCCGUAGCCCAGACACCCGCAAGAGAGUGCGUUUCGCCGACGCACUGGGGUUGGAGCUGGCUGCCGUGCGCCGCUUCCGUCCCGGUGAGCUGCCCAGGGUGCCCCGCCACGUGCAGAUCCAACUGCAGAGGGACGCCCUCCGCCACUUCGCGCCCUGCCAGCCCCGCGCCCGCGGCCUCCAGGAGGCGCGCGCCGCUCUGGAGCCGGCCAGCGAGCCAGGCUUCGCCGCCCGCUUGCAGGCGCAGCGCAUCUGCCUGGAACACGCGGAGGCGGGCCCGAUGGGCGUGGCCGGGAGCGCGCGCGUGCUGGACCUGGCCUACGAGAAGCGCGUGAGCGUGCGCUGGAGUGCGGACGGCUGGCGGAGCCAACGCGAGGCGCCCGCGGCCUACGCCGGCCCGGCCCCGCCUCCGCCGCGCGCCGACCGCUUCGCCUUCCGCCUGCCCGCGCCGCCGAUUGGGGGCGCCCUGCUCUUCGCUUUGCGCUACCGUGUGACAGGUCACGAGUUCUGGGACAACAACGGCGGCCGUGACUAUGCUCUACGUGGGCCCGAGCACCCGGGCAGUGGCGGAGCCCCGGAGCCCCAGGGCUGGAUCCACUUUAUCUGAGAAGAGGCGCCUGCAGCCGACGGCUGAAAACACCAAAGGCACCCGGGGGCGGGGGGACCCGAUAUGGCGGGGAGGAAUAGGAGAGACCAGGAUUGGCGGGGAGCGGUCCAAGGGAGUCAAGCCGGGGAGGGCAAGAAUGGUGGGGAAAUCAGUGGCGUGGGGGCGGGGAGGCCGGGGGAGUGGGCGGAACCAACGAAGCUCAGGGAGAUCCGGGUGUUAAAGGCUGGUUGGAUGUGACUGAAAGGGACCCAGACUGUAGGAGGAAGGAGACCCGAAACGGCACCGGAGGGAUUAGAAAAAAAGGAAAAGAAUGAGGAUGAUGGUGGCUUUCCCUUCAGUGAGUGGGCACUGGGAGAAAGGGAGGAGGUCCAUCAGGCCUAGGCAGUUGAAGAAGGUUAAGAACCUUUUGGAGACGAAGGAGGUAUGAUGUGAAGUAGCCCACCCGGUCGAAGUCAUUUAGAUUGCUGGCGCAUUCCCUCUUCUUACCCACCUUUUCCACCUCAGAUCCCCCUGUCCUACCCAUCCUAGCUUUAACUCAGCCAUAAUUGCCUUGCUUAAUCCCAGGAACCUGGCCACUGCUCCUUGGUCCUUGGCAUUAUGACGAGAUUCCCUUGUCACCUCUGACAGUUCCCGGCUGCGGUGUCCGCGGACUGGCUGGGGAGUGAUGACAGGUAGCCAUCAGAGCUCCAGCCUCCAGGCAGCUUUAGGGAUUAAAAUGGAGGCCAAAGCAACUCCAGACCUGUUUUUAUAGCCAAAUACUGUGGUGCCUCAGGGGUUGUACACUCAGGGGCUUCCAGGAAAAUGCCAACCUUACUUUUCUGGGGUGCCUUUUAAUAACCUCCAAGCACUUUAUGGACUGUUUGUCGAGGGACGGUGAAUCAGGAGAAUGACUAUUGUGAUUUCCUUUGUCUCCGAAAAGGAAUUCCCUGACUAGCUAUAUAACUUUGGGCAAGUUACUUCACCUCUUUGUGCCCCAGUUUUUUCCUUGGAAAAUUGGAUUUAGGUUAGAUGAUCUUUUAAGGCUCCUUGUAUGAUAUUUUGUGAUCUGUACAUGGCAGAGUAUAGAUUAGAAGCCACAUUCUGCAACCUAGUGCUAUGAUUCAGAAUACAUAGUACCCCAAGCAUCUGGCUGGGGCCGAGGAUGGGUCCUCCAGUUCUCGGCACAGAUGUUCCAGAGCCCACGAAGCAUCCCAUAACCAACCAUUAGCCCAUCAUCUGCUCCAUUUUGCUCUUGCCCUCACAGACUUUCAGCCUCCAUGCUCUGAGACAACUGUGGAUAGGUACAUCUCUUUUGGUGAAAAUGAUGCUUGAGAACCCAAAAGAUUAAAGGAAACAAUGUUAGGGGCUUUUGUGGGGAUAAAAGAUAAUGGGUAUGUGGAAUAGAAACAUUUCAAAUGAAGAAUCAAAACAUUUCAAUCAAUCCACUUGGUUGUAAAAAAACAAAACAAAACAAACAAAUAAAACACCUAAGCAACUUGAAUAGUAAAUGACACCAGAAGAUGGCAGUCUGCUCCAUAACCAGAGCAAGUGCAGUGGGAAAGCUGGACUGUCAUACCCACUCACAUUCAUGCCUUAUGUCUCUCCUCCUGGUUAACCUUAAGAGGGGAGUGAUUCCUCUGCUGGCUGCUGUUUUUCCUUUUCUCUUACCCUAUUCCUAACCUCUUUGCUUCUCUCUUUCUUUCCUUGUGUCUCUCCCUUCUCAUCACUUUUUUCUUUUAACAUACAGGGUAUUUACCUUCAUUUUGUCUAUUUCCAUUUGUUUCCUUCUUCUUUCUUGUUCAUCUCUGCUAUUCCUUCUCCCUACAGAAGGGAUGGAAACCCUAUUUUCUUUUCUCCAAGACCAUGGUUGGUCUACUUUCCUCACUCGGGCUCCUUGACAGUCUUCUAGAAGAGAGGAGGAGGAAAAGAAGCAGUUUCUGAUGUUACAGAUGAACAAGGAUCUCCCAGGUAACCAACUCUCCACACCCAUUUCUGUUACUAAUUUCUCAAAGAGAAAUUUCUGGUUCCCCUUCUUCCUUAUCACUGAGUGAAGGGGGACAGGCAUGCACAUGUGCCCAUACAUGCAUUCAGAAUAGAGUGUGGGGGCGGGUGUGAUGGAUCACGCCUGUAAUCCCAACUCUUUGGGAGGCUGAGGCAGGUGGAUCAUUUGAGGUCAGAAGUUCAAGACCAGCCUGGCCAACAUAGUGAAACCCUGUCUCUACUAAAAAUACAAAACUUAGCCAGGCAUGGUGACUCCUGCCUGUAGUCCCAGCUACUCGGGAGGCUGAGGCAGGAGAAUCACUUUAACGGGGAGAUGGAGGUUGCAGUGAGCUGAAAUUGCGCCACCGCACUCCAGCCUGGGUGACAGUGAGACUCCAUCCCAAAAAAAGAAAAGAAGAAGAAUGGAGUAUGGGGCUUGUUACCAUGCCCCACCUGUCCACAACCUUAGUCUUUGAGAAAAGAUGACUGAAAGAGAGGAACCCUCCAAGUCAUUCCUCAAACAAAUGCCCAUUUAAACAUCAUCCUUGUGAAGAAAACAGGAAGAAUGUCAUGUACCACGUGGAUCACCUUCAGUUCAAAGUUGCAGCAAAGUGAAGAAAGAAACUACUGGAAGCCACCCAGCAAUGCACUGUUUAGUCAUCAAUUAGGAGCCCACGGGAGGAUAAUAGGGAGACUGGGUGGAGGCUCAGUUUGUAAUAAUCUCUUGUCUAAUGUAUGUGUGUCACUGCCAUGUUGUAUUAACAAUAGUGAGGGCUCACAUUUACUUAAUACCUGUGUGCUAAAAUCUGGUUUUUUUUCUUUCCAGAACUAUGAUUUGAUCAUAAAAUCUGUUUUGUUUGCGUGCAUGCCCAAAACAACCCUAUGAGUAGAACAUUAUCAUUAUCUAUGUUUUAGAGGGGAGGAAACGGGAUCAGAGAAGCUCAGUGAUUUGUUCAAGAUCGCACAGCUAGUAAAUGGCGGAAGUAGGAUUGUGAACCCAGGGAAUCUCCAGAGCCUCUGUGUAACCAUGAUGUUAUAUUUUUUUCCUCUUUAAAAACAAAAUUAAAAACCUU